AUGGAUAACAAACACUGUUCUUCCAGGUCUGUCAGCAAUGGAAUUCUUGCAGUAGAGUUUGGAAACUUCUUGAACAACAGUAUAAAUGAGAGCUCAGACUCCAGAUGCUACAGUUGUUUAGAUGCACACUUCUACGAUGACGAAACCGUCACUGUAGUUUUGAAGGAGAGUGUGGAACAAGAAGGCAAAGAGAGAGUCUUGGCCCAGCUGCCUUUAUCUUCAGUCUACACAGAUGAGGAUCAAGAUAGGGAAUUCAUCUGGGAUUCUACUAAAAGGCUGGAUGAGCAAAGCGGUGAGAUACCCACGCGUGCUGUCGUCUUGGAGAAUCAGUGGAGGGUGCUGGAGAACAUGAAAGCUCAGUACGUCGCUGUAAAUGGCAUUAGAAAAGUGUCCUGUGUGCUGAGUUCAAACCUCCGUCACGUGAGGGUGUUUGAGAUGGAUGUAGAGGAUGACGGGGAAGCUGAGGAAGAGGAAGAAGAAGAAACAACUCAGAUUGCUGCUGAGGAGCCUGAGGAGCUGAAUCAGUCUGCAGAUAACCAGGACAAUGUGUGUGACGCAGCGGCUGAAGAACUACCUGAUGAAACUGAAGAACAAGAAUCAAGUCUGGAGCCUUGACAUAGGCUUUUGUACUGGUAACGGGAUGAGACUGUGAUCUAACUUCAGGCUCAAGCUGCUGUGGAAGGAUGUUGUGGGUCGGAAUUCCAUAUUGCUUCUCGGCUAAGACUGUCUGUCUUCCAGAGUAUUUUGAUCCUUUUUUGUCUGGCACAUGGUUUGGUAUGAACUACAUUUCCUUGAGAACUUUUCCGUUUGCGAUUUUUUAUAGGUGCGGAGAAAAAGAAAUACCAACUGACUUUUUUUUGUAGCUAACAUGUUCAGUCCUGAAUACUGUUAUUACCAUAAAAUGAACUUGUAUGUGAAAACAACAAAA
Messenger RNA from Calidris pugnax (ruff), 928 nucleotides. RefSeq names its product anaphase-promoting complex subunit 4-like. Gene Ontology annotation, biological process: anaphase-promoting complex-dependent catabolic process; protein K11-linked ubiquitination; positive regulation of mitotic metaphase/anaphase transition. The coding region runs from base 1 to 615 and encodes 204 amino acids. The transcript is spliced from 5 exons. The record is from RefSeq and is a predicted model, not a curated record. Gene Ontology annotation, cellular component: nuclear periphery; anaphase-promoting complex. NCBI's taxonomy places the organism in Eukaryota, Metazoa, Chordata, Aves, Charadriiformes, Scolopacidae.